This is a messenger RNA of Thlaspi arvense, 1588 nucleotides long. The record is from the annotation of a GenBank genome assembly. Lineage: Eukaryota; Viridiplantae; Streptophyta; Magnoliopsida; Brassicales; Brassicaceae.
GACUAACCAAAAAAAAAAUAAGGGAAAACAAAAACGAAAAUAAUAACGAGAGUGAUGAUGUGUCAACGUCGCUAAACAACUCAUACGGCUGUUUAAAAUCCCAAGACGAAAGGAAACACUUUUAUGAUCCCAUACCAUCAUAUACCUUCCUCAUUUCCUCUCUUCUUCCGGAAAAAAAAUCCUCUCUUUCGCUGAUUCGUGGGAAGAAGAUGGGCGUUGAUUUGGAUCUGGAGUCUAUCUCCGAGGCCACAUCCGGUGCCAUAGGUUCGCUUCUCAGCACAACCAUUCUCUACCCUCUUGAUACCUGUAAAUCCAAGUUUCAAGCCGAGAUUCGUGUUCGCGGUCAGCAGAAAUACAGAUACCUGUCAGAUGUAUUUUGGGAAGCAAUUUCUUCAGGAAACGUUCUCUCGCUGUAUCAAGGCCUAGGGACUAAGAAUUUGCAGUCCUUCAUUUCUUCCUUCAUCUACUUCUAUAGUUAUAGCUAUUUCAAGAGGCUACAUUCUGAAAGGAUAGGUUCAAAAUCAAUUGGCACAAAGGCAAACCUGCUCAUUGCUGCUGCUGCUGGAGCUUGUACCUCUGUGUUGACCCAACCUCUAGAUACAGCCUCGUCAAGGAUGCAAACAAGCGAGUUUGGAAAAUCAAAAGGGUUGUGGCAGACCUUAACGGAUGGUACAUGGGGGAAUGCAUUUGAUGGCCUUGGGAUUUCUCUUUUACUGACCUCGAAUCCUGCAAUUCAGUAUACAGUGUUUGAUCAGCUGAAACAGAACCUCCUUGAAAAAAGAAAGGCAAAAGCCGGGAAAGACUCGUCCCCUGUAGUUCUCUCUGCCUUUAUGGCGUUCUUGUUAGGUGCGGUCUCAAAAAGUGCUGCCACCGUCAUCACAUAUCCAGCGAUCAGGUGCAAGGUGAUGAUUCAAGCAGCAGAUACCUCCAAGGAUAAUGAAGCGAAGAAUCUUCGAAAAAGAAUCAAGAAAACGAUUCCCGGGGUAGUCUAUGCGAUAUGGAAGAAAGAAGGGGUCUUAGGGUUCUUCAAAGGCUUGCAGGCUCAGAUCUUAAAGACGGUUCUGAGCUCGGCGUUGCUGCUAAUGAUCAAGGAGAAGAUCACUGCAACCACAUGGAUUCUCAUUCUAGCGAUAAAAACUCUGUUUGUCAACAAAGGUAGGUUGAAAGGUCCAUAAAGAUUGCUCUUUCGCAAGUGUCCCAAGGCCAAGCGAGAGCAAAGACUUUGGUUUGGCUGUCUGUUAUUGAAAGAUUUUCGAGCAGGCAAGUAUUGCAGUCUUUCGUAUUUUAAGAACACUUGAUUUUUGAGUAAGAAACUGAUCGUAGGGUCGCAUAAAGCUUCAAAAUUGUUGCCAGAUUGAGUUUCUGGGCGUAGAGAACUCUCUGUUGAUUAUGUAGUUUCUCUUCAGUUGUAAUAAAAGCAUGGAUCCUCUAUGUAGAAUCAUGUGACUGAUAAAAACAUGUCCUAUGAGACUACAAUCUUAGGCAUCUUAAUCAUUUUGUGUGUGUAAAUUGUAAACAGAAAUGCCAAAUACGAACGAAAUUAAUAUUUUGUUUGUGUCGGUGUACAAAUUAAAAACUUGAAAAUUAU